CUGGUGGUGAACAAGCCAGCUCAUUGAUCGCGUAGAGCCUGGCAGUGGAGCAGUGGAGGUAUAGAUAGCAAGCCGUGGCACUGGCCUCUCAUUUCUCCCAUCACCAACACACGGCCGAUUCUCAGAUGUGUGCAUAACCCGAAAUCCACUGACGCCCGAACAACACAGGGGACCCGGGGUGGCGUGCGAGGCCUAUUGCCAAAGUGAACCUCGUGAAGGGAUAGUCCAAAUUGACCGCAGGUUCGUCGUAUUGGAGACUGGCGCCACAACGCUCAGGUGAUCAAUACAACCCAACACGAUGACCACAGGCUACCGCUUGGGCAGGAUCACCAUCAAAUGACCACACCAUGUGAUAAUCAAAUAGCUCGUUCCCUACUUGUCUGAGCAGGCUUGCAAGGCCCGGGUACUGUCCACGAGUUUACCUCUCUACCCUGCAGAAUUCUCUCCUUGUUCACUCCAGCCAGACAGCAGAGGCAUCACGGAGGCUGUCUGCAGACUGGUCCGCCAAUGAGAUCGUACUGGGGCUGAGCGUGUUGUGAAGAGCCGGCCCCCUGUCCCGACCCCCUCCCUCCUCUGUGCUGGCGCCCCCCAAGCCAGCCCCGCCAGGCAGCGCCUCAACAGUCGCCCCCAGACCAAGGAGACUAGGGAUUGCGCUCAUUGCAACGCCAGUACACUCCAACAUAGGACUGAAUAGAGCGAAAUCUACAAUCAAAGAUGAAUAUUUGAUAGCGUUCUAUCUUGUGUGAGACUGAUCGGAGCUGGAUGAAGAGCUCCCACCAUGCAGCGACGACAGGAGCAGCGGCAACAACCCUACGUCUGCGGCAGGAUGCGCUACUUCUACAUCUUCCUCAUCAUGUACUCCAUCACUUCCCAUGCAGACUCCAACUCCGACAUGGAAUCAGUGAAGAUCGCCUCGAAGGAGAAGCAGCUUGUGAAGAAGCUACUGGACAUCUACAAGAAACAGGGCAAGGAAGGGCGGCCGGUUGUCAACACCUCCGACAGCAUCCACGUCCUCUUCGGCCUCUCGCUCAUCCAGAUCCUCGACGUUGAUGAAAAGAACCAGAUAUUGAAGACAAACAUAUGGUAUCAAUACGAGUGGCAGGACGUGCUGUUGGCGUGGAAGAAGGAGGAGUACGACAACAUCACCGACAUUCGCAUCCCGUCUGACAAGAUCUGGCUUCCCGACAUCCUGCUGUAUAAUUUUGCUGACGACCGUCUGAAGGAACAGCGUGAUGCACUGGUUGUGGUGUACCCGGAUGGAAAUCUCCUGUGGAUGCCUCAGGCCAUCAUCCGGUCAUCCUGUAACUUCGAUACCAAAUACUUUCCUUUCGACGAACAAACAUGUACGCUCAAGUUCGGGUCGUGGACAUACAAUGGCCUGAAACUGGACAUCCAUUUCAUCAGGAACGAAACCUCCAUGGAUCUAACAGACUAUAUUCCCAGCAACGAGUGGUUUAUCAUCGAGAACGAGGCCGUCCGAAACGUCAAGCGGUACGCAUGCUGUACAGAGCCAUACCCUGACCUCACAUUCAAACUACGAAUACGCCGGAAGGUGGCGUUCUACACAUUUAUUCUCAUCCUGCCAUGCGCACUACUGUCCUUGCUCACGCUGGUCAUCUUCUGGGUGCCUCCAGAGUCUCCCGCUAAACUAAUUCUAGGAAUGAACAUUUUUCUCGCAUUCUUCGUGCUGCUGCUACUACUGGCUGACUCGACGCCGAAAGCUGCAGCAUCUAUACCUCUUAUAGGAACAUUUUUCUGCCUGAACAUGACGCUGAUCACGCUGUCGACGGUGCUGUCAUGUAUGGUGGCCAACAUGUUUUUCAGAGGAGUCAGGAUCAACCGAGCUCCGCGAUGGCUCCGAGUGUUCAUGAUCGACGUGGUGGCAAGGGGUUUGUGUCUGCGAAACAAGAUUGUCGAGCCAGACUACAGUCCAUUCACACCCAAAAAAUCUUGGAACACUGGCAGAGUUGGAGGGGAAGCAAGAGGCCAGUACCCAUAUACAGACAUCCGCUUUGCGCAGGUGCGUCUCCUUGACAACGGCGUGGAGGGCAGCAAAAACCAGACAGAAAAUGGCGGUGAUGCGGGCAGCUACCAGUCAGCAGACGACACGGGCAGGGCGGGAAUGGCAUCAGGGCCUCUCUUGGACGAGAUUAAAGCUAUAAGAGAUAUCCUCGAAAAAGUGAGAGACAAGAAAGCGAAAAUGGAGGAAAAAGAGAAAUAUGUGCGCGAGUGGAGAGUUAUCGCGUGUGUGACGGACAGAAUGAUCUUCAUAUUUUAUUUGUCCGUCAAUAUUGUCGGCUUGGGGGUGAUAUUCCUGGGUCAACUGCAGACUCAAGACCCUGCUAUGAUGGAGUGAAGUCAACGGUGUUCACCAUGUGUCCAUCAGUUGGACUAGCGAUAUAUUGCUAUAGUAACAAGGGUGCAACUGUGUAUAUAAGACUACGGCCGCCAUUGGUGGCGCGUUGUACAUACUGACAAGCCACAAGGACGGACUCAGCAUUGACCAUGAAGCUUUGAUGAACAGUUGCAAUUCAUGACGUAAGAGCUUUAAUCAAUGAUACUGUAUAUAGAAGUAAAGGAAAAUGGUGUAGGUGAGAAUACAGCUGGACGGUUUGAAGUUAUUUGACCAUGGCCAUGGUCGACCGAUACUUUGUACAGACUGGAAGAAACAUUCCACUACACACUGUUGAUUGUUUGAGGGACAUCUCCUCCCAGAGACAUCGAAUACUACGAACAACGCUGUGAAUCUUUCCUCUCUCAAGGCACAGACUGCCUGUGCAGGUGUUACUGCUGCUGUCAUCCGUGGCUGCAAACGGAGCCGCAACGUGCGCACCGGCUUCACGACGCCACCACCAACCUGCGGCUCACAUGACAAAUAAUUAGCCAUUUGAUAUCGUCAUUCAAUUUAUACCGGCCACAGAUAGGUAGCCUGUCAAUGCUCGUCAGUCGCUGUAAAAUUGUGGAUCGUCAUUCACUGUUAACCGGUCAUUCCUGGCAGAUUGUUAGCUAUGAAGAUGUGUCAAUCAUCGCAAGCACCUGCCGCGGCAGAGUACAGAGAAAUUAAUGGUCUCUAACAAGGAAAUGCCUUCUGCUGCCUAACUCGCUGUGAAUAACAUGUUUUCCAAAGUCAGUGGAGCAUCCGUCUCCAGGGAAAGAUUACCUUAGUAUUAUGCUAGCGUUCCUCGAGGGAAAGAUAAGCGUGGUAUUUUGCUAGUAUUUCUCCAGGGAUAGAUAAGAGCGGUGUUACGUUGGCGUUUCUAUGCGAAAGAUGAGAGCAGCUGUUACGUUUGUGCUUCUCCUGGGAAAGAUAAGGGUUGCACUGCAUAUGUAUCAUGACAGUAGGCAACAGAAGGCCUUCCCUCGAUCUGUAUAUAUGGCAGGUUAUGUAUUCAGCAUUUACACAGGUGUAUUUCAACGCGGAUGUCAUCAUGCAUUAGCCACACACAAAAACACACAUCUUCCGAAAGUAUAUGUAUUAGUCCCUGCACCUUUGGUCAAUAUACACAACCCUGUACAAAUCACGUGACUCUGCUGCUCGUGGACGUAUGGAUAGCUGAAAGGACCGUAUGCUCACACGUGGUUUACAUAGCAGUGAGCGUACAGAAGUCCUGCAUGCACAUGAUAUUUCUUUUUGUUCAAUGGUCUCCGACCGUACUUCCUGUCCUUCCAAACAAUUUAACUUUUAAGGUGUGCCACGUGACAAAUCAUAUGUAAGCCGUUUUCUUUCAUGUAUUUGACUGUGUAGACAGCAGUAGCUAUCACAUUCCGCGUACCAUAGUCCAUCAUUAGUCCCGCAAUAACACAGGAAUACCGGUUGUAAGUGUGGGGCAUCAUUCUGUCUCCUGGCAUUUACUCCUGGGAAUGUGCAAUACUAAGUUACGAUAUUAUUCAUUGCCAGUCAAAUUAUAUUCCAAGCAUAUUAGAACUUCACCCACUGUACAGCAUCUUAAAAGUUCAAUUUAUCAGUUGCACCGCUCUUUCCUGUAUGGCGAGGACCUUCUCGGUAGAUAUUUGACUAUGAACAUGUACAACUGAUGCUGUGAUAAACUGUUAAACAUUCAACCCACAGUUUUUCGAGGCUUGAGUGCACCAUAUUUCAUCAACGGACAUAACUCUAUGCAGCGAUUUGGACGGCGUAUUCCACCAAUGUUUUCCAAUGUAACCAAAUAUUUUUGAGGCUCGCCUAGUGGUAGGGCAGAGAGCUGGAUUGUUCCCAGCACCUGAAGCACUACCAUAUCUGUAUCUAGUGGAGGGGAACAGGUGCUUGUUGCUGGGCCAGCAGUUGCAGCUGUCUGUAUUAUAGGGAAGGAAAAGUCCUUGUUGCUGGUCCAGUAGAUGCAUCUAUCUGUAUGUAGGGAAGGUAAGGUGUUUGUUGCUGGUCCAGUAGAUGCAUCUGUCUGUAUGUAGGGAAGGAAAAGUGCUUGUUGCUGGUCCAUUAGAUGCAUCUGUCUGCAUGUAAGGAAGGACAAGUGAUUGUUGCUGGUCCAUUAGAUGCAUCUAUCUGUAUGUAGGGAAGACAAAGUGCUUGUUGCUGGUCCAGUAGAUGCAUCUGUCUGUAUGUAAGGAAGGACAAGUGAUUGUUGCUGGUCCAGUAGAUGCAUCUAUCUGUAUGAUCUGUGUGUAGGGAAGGCAAGGUGCUUGUUGCUGGUCCAGUAGAUGCAUAUAUCUGUAUGAUCUGUAUGUAGGGAAGGCAAGGUGCUUGUUGCUGGUCCAGUAGAUGCAUCUAUAUAUAUGUAAGUAAGGCAAGGUGCUUGUUGCUGGUCCAUUAGAUGCAUCUAUCUGUAUGUAGGGAAGGCAAGGUGCUUGUUGCUGCUCCAGUAGAUGCAUCUAUCUGUAUGUAAUGAAGGAAAAGUGCUUGUUGCUGGUCCAGUAGAUGCAUCUAUCUGUAUGUAGGGAAGGAAAAGUGCUUGUUGCUGGUCCAGUAGAUGCAUCUAUCUGUAUGUAGGGAAGACAAAGUGCGUGUUGCUUGUCCAGUAGAUGCAUCUAUCUGUAUGUAGGAAAGGCAAGGUGCUUGUUGCUGGUCCAGUAGAUGCAUCUAUCUGUAUAUAGGGAAGGACAAGUGCUUGUUGCUGGUCCAUUAGAUGCAUCUGUCUGUAUGUAAGGAAGGACAAGUGUUUGUUGCUGGUCCAGUAGAUGCAUCUAUCUGUAUGUGCGGAAGAAAAAGUGCUUGUUGCUGGUCCAGUAGAUGCAUCUAUAUGUAUGUAAGGAAGGACAAGUCCUUGUCGCUGGCCCAGUAGAUGCAUAUAGCUGUAUGUAAGGAAGGCAAGGUGCUUGUUGCUGGUCCAGUAGAUGCAUAUAUCUGUAUGUAAGGAAGGCAAGGUGCUUGUUGCUGGUCCAGUAGAUGCAUCUAUCUGUAUGUAGGGAAGGUAAGGUGCUUGUUGCUGGUCCAGUAGAUGCAUCUAUCUGUAUGUUAGGAAGGGUGACAGGUGUUUAUUGCUGGUCCAGCAGUUGCAUCGAUAUGUACUUAGGGAAAGAUGAUAGGCAAUUGUUGCUGGUUCAGAACGUGCAUUGAUCUGUAUGCAAAGAAGGGUGGAGAGCUUGUUGCUGGUCCAGCAGUUUCUGACAAUCCAUCUAACUACAGAAGUUAGGAGCACGAGGGUGGGAAAGAAUUACGUGGUACUGGUCCAUGUGUUUCUCCUUCAGAGUCAGGACAGUAUGGGUGUAUUGGACAUUUAACUGUCAGGUACCCUUUUUCACAGACCUUACACGGAUAUGUACAUAACUAUGACGUAUUGUGGACUUCAGUGGAUGUGGAUGUUAUUGUUUAGUUAUCUGUAUUCACACAGGAGGUGAUUCCGUUUCUAACAGUGACAUAUACUAUAUAUAUGUAUCAUAACUUUGUUAUAGCGACGUUGAUUGAAUGCUUUAUUAGAACGUCUUCACUUUGGCCAGGCAGACAUUAUUAUAUUUGUGAACAAACCACUUUCAAUUAUUUGCAAACACGACUCUUGUCCUGAUGAUAGUACUAUUCACGCCUCCCUUUCCUACUGCCUCAGACGCUACAUUAUUUCACUUUUGUCCCCGACCUUUUUCCUAACAGCGAGUACUAGCUGUAACUAUCGCCAUAGCAAGCGUUAUCCCACUACCAGAUUGACUAAUCUAAAACUUUUUCCUUAAUUCAAUUAUAUGACUCCCCAAGCCUACCUGUCGUCAUGAUCUACCAUGACUAACGCGACCCGUGGCACAACCCACAUCCUUUUCCUCAUCUAACAACACCCACCCGACCUCACCCCACCCACCCCCAACACCCCAACACCCCAACACCGCCUCCGGCACCCAGCAGUAACCCCGUUGCCUUUCACCAGUAUGAGGCAACCUCCACUCGCCGUUUCGUUACCGGUAUCCACUCCGCACCCCACCUCCACUCCCCGACACAAUAACUAUCCCUUUUCUUCCCAACCACGGCAUAAAUUCCACUGUCCCCACCCCCUUUCUCAGAACCCACCACCACUCGUCUUCGCAUUGCUUCAGUCUGUUAGGAACCUACUGCUUUUGCAAUGCGAGGGAAGCUGACUUUAUCCAAUCCACUCUUGUAUCCCCGCCCCAGACCUCCUCUACAUGGGGUGUUAAGUUUCAAUAUACGGAAGUUUUUUAAACAGAAAACCAUAAUUUCAAACACACAAAUAAACUUUGGAUUUCUGCAAGAAAAUCAAUAGCCUCUUCUUGUAAUGUGCGUUAAACGUCCGAUCAUUCCAAGAGGUCGGUCUAUCUGUUAUGCAGUAUUUGUGAUAUCGAUGUACGGUUUGUCUUUGGUGUCUGUUCAAUGUCACAUGCCGACAGCUCGUUGUAGAAGGCACAAUGCCAAACACUCCCGAAUCAUCUACAAUUCCACUUGCAAAUGAACUGCAAAUCUUUCCUACUGAAUUUCAAUUACAUAUUAGUGUCUAUACCGAUUGAAACUAAACCGGGUCCAGUGUGAGAAAGUUCCUCGUGGUGCUGUUGCCUUCAACAGCAGUAGUUGUUGUCGUAUUACAGGGCUGGUGUCGCAGCUAAUGUCCAUGCUGUAGCCGUGCUCGUGUUGGAAGUGAUCACCCUCCAUAGCUCCUUGCAGAUCUCGUGUGCCCACGCCCAACUUGUAUCUGUAGCUCCAGUUGAAGCUGGUUCAUUGUUGGGUUUGGUAAGCUGUCAGGUUAGAUAUAAGUAAAGCUUGCUCCACUUUCAUAUUUCUACUCCUCUUCCUAACGUCUCGGUAGGAGUCUGUCUGUCCGCCUGUCUGUCGACAUGUACGCUUCUGAUUCUCGUCUGGCUGGCCGAGUGUGUGGCGAGCAGCCACGUCCUUUGUAGAUGUAUAAGGCGCCUUUUUCUUCUUUCUUCUCGGUAGCUCAAUGUAAGAAAACAGCACUCACGUCAUUCACCUUUGACCCUUAUUCAGUGGCACACAGGCAUUUAACCCCCACACAGUGGCACACUAAAACAUAGGGCAUUGACACAAGAUCAAUCUCCCCUACCCCCACUAAACAACUAAACUCCACACAAAAAACCACCCAGCUCCCCCAACACAUACACACACGCACACGCACGCACGCACGUACGUACGUACACACUAACACUAACACACACACAGACACACACACUAACGCACUAACACACAGACACACUAAAACACACACACUAACACCAACACUAACACACUAACACUAACACUAACACGAACACUAACACACUACCAUCUCUGAGCCGUACAUGACUAGACACAAUAACCUCCGACCCGGAAAUGGUCCUAUGCAUUGAACCUUGACCCCUACAAGGUGACACGGGCAGACAUGGCGUCACACCAACAGCUCUCGGCACAGCAGUAUGCAGUGUAAGGAAUGUUCAGAUUAAUGCGUGUUAGCGUCUGGCGAUGUUUGGAUCUGUAUGUCUGUGAUUCGAAGUGGAUGUCUGUUUUGUUUCUGGAAGCUGACAAUAUUUGUGAUGUGUGAUUUAUAUUGAAUAACCCUUCAACAGAGGAUUUGUGCAGGUCUUCUUGUAGACAAGGGUCCAUGCAGUGGAGGAGGAGGCACCUUCAGUUAAAUUAUUUUGCGAAUAUCAGUAUUUGUAAUAAUGUUUACAUUUCGAUUAUCUUCAUGAUUUUUAACGUUAGUAGACAGUUAUAAGAUGAGUCGCCACAAAGCAAAACUAUAUAAGGUAUGAUGCGUGCACUGUAUUUGAUAUCAGUUUUUGAAGCGACCAAUUACCACAAGGCAAAGUUAGACUGCGAUAGAAAUACAGAGAUUAGUAUUUUCCUCCAUCGUAGAUAGCAUUAUUUGUUUCUGCUUUGGGAAAUUAUCAGUAUGUCCUCUCUAUGGAGCAGAUGACCUGGUGUGACCGUAGAAGACCCAAGUGAUGUAUGUUUUUUCCUGGAACAGAUUGGCGACAGAUCAUGGUCGUCUGAUGUGUCUGUGUGUAGAGCCGAUUGUCAGUUGUGUGAAUACACGAACCUAACGUGUGUGUGUGUGUGUGUG
Molecule: messenger RNA, 8444 nt
Organism: Haliotis rufescens (red abalone)
Lineage: Eukaryota; Metazoa; Mollusca; Gastropoda; Lepetellida; Haliotidae
Product: neuronal acetylcholine receptor subunit alpha-10-like
Exons: 10
Coding region: 779-2356 (525 amino acids)
Biological process (GO): chemical synaptic transmission; regulation of membrane potential; signal transduction
Cellular component (GO): postsynaptic membrane; neuron projection; synapse
Molecular function (GO): transmembrane signaling receptor activity; acetylcholine-gated monoatomic cation-selective channel activity
Source: RefSeq, a predicted model, not a curated record